GCUGUUUCGAACAAUCGCUUGUUAAGUUGUUCACGCUCGUAUCACGUUGAAAAUGGCUGCCAGAUUGUUUAGGAAGGGGCUCGACCAUCUUAAAAGUAAAGAAUUUAGGGAUUAUUUACUCAGCACGGUAAGUUCCACCUUGUUUCAGACGUUUAUAUUGUACGAAAUUUUGACCCUCCGGCUGAAGUGGCUUCGCAAUUAAAUUUGAUCUUAUCUGUUUAUUUUCAUGCAUAUGUUACAGCAUUUCUGGGGACCAGUUGCCAACUGGGGUCUGCCUUUGGCUGCCAUGUCUGACAUGAAGAGAGACCCAGAAUUUAUAAGUGGAAAAAUGACAACAGCACUCUGCAUUUACUCCAUGUUAUUUAUGAGGUUUGCAUGGAAGGUUCACCCACGGAAUAUGCUCUUGUUUGCUUGCCACUUUUCAAAUGAAGUCUGUCAGCUUAUUCAGCUUGGAAGAUUUACCAAAUAUAGGCUGGAAGGUGGGCCACAAAAGCACCACAGUGUUGAAGUCAUUCCUUCAAGCUAAACAAAGUCAAUCGUUUCUUAAAGUAUUUUUUCAGGGAGUUUGGUGUAUCAAUAUUUAAUUUCUUUUUAAAACAUGGUGUAAAUAUUAAUACAAUAAUAAUACCAAGUUUUUUUAGCUUUUAAUAAUUUGCUUCUGCGUCAAUUGCACAGAAUACAUUGUAGUUAUUAGGCAUGAAAAAUGUAAUCAUGAAGGGUUUCAGAUGUGAUGUGCAACUGAGUUGCAGCAACUUAAAAUAAGUUUAUUUUGAUUGGUCAGGGGACAUUAAAUUAUUGUGAAAUAACAAGUAAGGACCAUCUACUCAGUGGGGGAAAAGAAUAUGGCUCUUGGUUAUUACUUCAGACCAGAUUAUCAGUGAAACUUUGGCACUAUUUUAAAUUUAAACUCUUUUUGUUUCUUAUUUUAGUGGAAAAGUAUCUGUAAUUCCUAAUAAAUUUUGGUGUGAAUGUCUCUCAAAGGCUUAGGAGUUAGUCCAGGGAAGUGUUAAAGAGAUGUUGUGUUUUAUGAUAAAGAGAGGGAUACAAUGAACUAGGUUUUAGUGUGUGACUUUUCGUGAGAAUAGAACCGUCUACAAAAUGGCAGGUAACUGUUAGGCAAGUUGAAUAAGGAAAUUCACACCAUCCAAAUGAGCAGUAUCCUUUAGGUAUUGACGGAAUCUCAUUUUGCAUGGCUAUGUUUUGCAUCAAUAAAAUGAAACAUUUUUCGUGGAA
Messenger RNA from Pocillopora verrucosa, 1233 nucleotides. Its product is annotated as mitochondrial pyruvate carrier 1. NCBI's taxonomy places the organism in Eukaryota, Metazoa, Cnidaria, Anthozoa, Scleractinia, Pocilloporidae. Gene Ontology annotation, cellular component: mitochondrial inner membrane. The record is from RefSeq and is a predicted model, not a curated record. Gene Ontology annotation, biological process: pyruvate import into mitochondria.